CCUCCCUCCUCGCCAUUGCACCAUUGCACCAUUGCAUCCUCAUUCCACUUUCUUCUUCUUCCUCUUCUUCUUCUUCGGCCCACCUCCCCUGUCACCGUUUACUUUUCUGUACAGUACAUAUUUAUACACGCAUAUACCCUACUCAGCACAAGCCCACCUCCGCACCAAACACCCCAUAGCGCAGUACACUUCAACCGAGCACACCUCGUCCCUUCUGUUUUACUUGCGAUUCUCCACGAAUGGCAAAUGGGAAGAACAGACUGUUCUGGCUCACCAGUCUAGCCAUUGCCUCGAUCCCUCUAGCAGUAACCUUCUUCGGAAUCUACAGCGACCGCCGCUGGCUCACCAUCCUCUCCUUCGUCCUCUUCAUCGUAUGUCUCCUCCUCUCGACCUGCACCUUCCUCUCCUGGAAGACCUUCAAGUUCUCCACACCCAUCAUCCUUCAGAUACUCAGGGCCAUCUCUGUCGCCCUCACUCCUCUGGCCCAUAUUCUCCGUGGGAUCCCCGUAAUCGGCAAGGUCGCCAAUGGCUCCAUCAAGCUGGUCUUCUGGUCAUGGUUCAUCAUCCUCAUGUUCUCGGACGUCCUAGUCCGCAAGCUGCUCAAGGCCUUUGUGGGGCUGCAUGAGCCCAGUGCAGGACAGUACUCGACUGUCAAUGCCUGUGACACUAACUUCCAACCCUGUGGAGAGUUCGGUAAGGUGCUCGACAAGGAAAAGGUCAGGCGGAUUGAAGAGGGCGGACGGGACUUUGAGCGGGACCACGAUUACGACGAGCGCAAAGUCGUCUUGAAACGUCGCGCCAGCGAGUCAAACAAGAGCAGCACUGCAGUCUCUGGCCACAGACGGUCUAAAGAACGCCCCAAAUCACUGGAUCUCAGAUUGAGGACCGCAGGAAAACAAGGAUCCGAUCUAUCCUCCAUGACCGGUGCGGAUUGGGCCAAGGUGCUCGAGAUGGCCAACAUCGACAAAUCACGCUUCGCACAAGACGAAAUUAGCAACGAACACGACCCUGCACAAGAGCACUCGACAACGGAUCAUUACGCCGCUACAGAACCUACUACGGACCGCCCUCGGUAUUCCCAGCCCAUCGCUACUACCCUAGCUAUGGUCUCAAAACUCGUGUACGAGGACGUGCCUGUCAUCAGACAUGAGCUCGCUCGAUCAGGAUACGACAUGCAUUCGUUCCGAGCCAUCGCAUAUAGGAAUACCGUUGGAUUUAUUGUGCAAAAGGGACGCAAUAUUGUUCUCGUCUUCCGCGGGACAGAUCCUCUCAACCUCCAAAACGCUUGGACCGAUAUCCAAUCUCGCCUUGUGCCCAUCGAGACCCUCCAGGACCCACCUGUUCCUCUCGGUAAAUGUCACCAAGGGAUGUACAGCGCUCUGGGUAAGGCCGACAAUUUCAUGUUGCCUUCAGAGGAGCUGGCCCAGCAGCAGCGAGAGUUGAGUCAGCGACAUCACCGCAGAUACAGUGAUACCGACAUGGACGAGGACGACUACUCAUUACACUUGAGCGAAUUCUCGCCAGCACACAGACCACACAUCAGCCCUGCGUCAUCCUUCAGAUCCGAGGUAUCUAAGGCGAACACUCUCAACCUCGAACUUUCCAAUCACUCCAUCUACCAGACGAUCGUCACCUCCAUUCGAGCUGCCUACAUGCUGAUCAAGUUUUUGAUCGUUGGCUUGUUCACGCACGUGGCGGAUCCAGUGGAUUAUCGGUUCGCAGGAGAAGUCAGGGAUUUGAGCGCCUUUGCUCAGGCAUGUCGAUGGGUCGACGGGUUGAGGUUGGAGCACGCAGAGAAGGAGUUCAAGAAGAUGCAAAAACUGGAUAAGACCUCAAAAGUGACGCAUUAUCGAGGAUCGACCUCGGGAUCGCAACGUCUGACCAGGAGCAAUAGUUUGGGCAGCCUCUACUCGCAGGACGAGGUGGACUACCUAGGGAAUUUUGAUCUACAGGAUGGAGGACGCAAGAGGAGACCAAGCAUCACUAGUCACGAGUCGUUUAAAGAUUCUGCCAGGAAACUGUCAUUGACUGGAAUGCGUACGAUGGGUCAGGGACAUCAUCAGAGGAAGCUCUCGGGACAAGGCUCUUAUCGCAAAGAUUCCUUCCAUCCUCCCGACUCUUGGAUGGAUAUCGGCAACUUUAUCCUCGACAUCUAUAACAAUCAGUAUCACAACGAGCAGGAGGGGAAGAUCAAGAGGAAAAGGCUUCGAUUCUACAUUUGUGGCCACAGUCUCGGAGGGGCCCUGGCGACGAUCUUUCUGGCAAAGAUGGUCCAAUGCAACUCGCCGCUUCUUGAUAUUUUUUCUGGACUUUACACAUAUGGACAGCCGAGAAUCGGAGACCGGGAUUUUAGCAAUGCGUUCGGAUACAAGUUGGCAUGCAAAAUGUUCCAUCAUGUUCAUAACAACGAUAUUUUCGCCCGCAUGCCAUUUUGGGGCACUUAUGAGACGCCUCCAGGCACUCUCGUUUUCAUGGACUCUUCCCGCAACCUUACGCUAUACCCGCCGGAUCCAGUGACACUCAUGCCUGUCCCCGUUCGGGGUAUCUCUUUUAUGCAUCUUUCCGGUAUCUUGAACGUACGGGUCAUCAUGAGGAUGCGUAAGGAGUCUUGGCUGCGGAUACUGGAGCGAAUCGUUCUUCCAUUCUUUUUGAACGACCAUUUCCCUGGAGACUAUGUUAAGGCAUUGGCGGAGGGUAAGAUCGAGGUAGUGGUUCAAGAUACAGCAAGAUUCGGCGGCGUGGACGAAGCAGAGACCGGAAGCCCUGUCCAGAGUGGCUACUUUUCGUUCUUUAACAGGAGGAAGAAGAUGACGACGCCAGCAGUGGGGACUCAUGGCCAUGCAGUCGACAAAAUGUUAUCCAGGAGACCAUCAUACGCAGAAAGUGGCAACGGGCCGUUUAUUCCCAUGGAACCGCUAUCUGGCGACAUCGACAGUGGGUAUGGAGCAGAGAAUUCUAUCGCGGACAAGGACUUGUCGAAGGCCCGUCGAAGGAUCGUGAAAUAUACUUAUCGCCAAGACGGUGAUGAUGACGAGGACUCGUAUCAUGGCAAUGGUUCUCGUCGAUCCAUAUACAGAGAUAAUGACAUGGAGGGAGAGAUGCGCUGGAAGCAGCUGGCAUUGGAGCCCGAGCCAGAACGACAGAGGCAUUCGAAGCGCCGGUCGCGCUCUUCGUCGCAAUCGCGGUCGAGUAGGAACUCUAUGAGGAUGCAGAGGACCAGGAGAGGGAGCGUCGGUCAGAGACAACCUCGUAAUCAGGUUUCGACGUUUGAGUUCUCAUAGAAAGACCUCUCGAAACAUUUGCUCUGUGUGAAGGUGUAUAAAGAAAUAAUAAAGCUUGAGCAAGCUGUUUGAAGGUCAACAACAAUGAUAAAAGAAC
Molecule: messenger RNA, 3378 nt
Organism: Gamsiella multidivaricata
Lineage: Eukaryota; Fungi; Mortierellomycota; Mortierellomycetes; Mortierellales; Mortierellaceae
Exons: 3
Coding region: 240-3281 (1013 amino acids)
Biological process (GO): lipid metabolic process
Molecular function (GO): triacylglycerol lipase activity
Source: RefSeq, a predicted model, not a curated record